AUGUCUGAACUUGCCUCAUUUGUGGGAAAGAAAGUUCACGUUAUAACCACCGACGCCCGGUUCUUUGAAGGAAUACUAGAAGGAUUCGACAAAAACACCAACAUAAUACUCAGCAAUAGCAUUGAACGAUUAAUACACCUGACUCAAGAGUCAGAUGAGGCAAAUGAGGCAAUACCGAGUGGUGUUAAUAUAAUGAGAGGUAAUGAAAUUGUUUGCAUUGGAGAGAUUGAUGAAGAGGUGUAUACCAAGAUCAAUUGGGAGACAAUAAAGGGACAUCCACUCAAGACUACAAAGAAUCUGCUUUAA
Lodderomyces parapsilosis is the source of this 306-nucleotide messenger RNA. RefSeq names its product U4/U6-U5 snRNP complex subunit. Lineage: Eukaryota; Fungi; Ascomycota; Pichiomycetes; Serinales; Debaryomycetaceae. The transcript is spliced from 2 exons. Gene Ontology annotation, biological process: mRNA splicing, via spliceosome. The coding region runs from base 1 to 306 and encodes 101 amino acids. Gene Ontology annotation, molecular function: RNA binding. Gene Ontology annotation, cellular component: U4/U6 x U5 tri-snRNP complex; U6 snRNP; precatalytic spliceosome. The record is from RefSeq and is a predicted model, not a curated record.